AUAUUUUCUAUAUUCCAACAGUUUCGCAAAUUACCAGAAUUGAAGGAAUUCGUGUAAUUUAUCAAAUAUUAGAAGAAAAAAAUUUUGCAAUCCUAAAGGGAAGUGAUUGAUUUGAUGCGCUUUUUCUUUUUGGAGACAAAAUCCCAACCUUUACGAGCAAGGUGAUCUUCGCACUCAAAUUUGCUGUUCUGUAGCCAUUGGAUGCGUGUUGCUUUGCUUCAGAAAAUAUAGAUUACUUUGAAAAUAAUUGAAUUCAAAGAGAAAUGUCGAAGCAAUCGAUUGAUACUUCUAAUGAAUUCAAGACCCAAAAGGAAUUAGAAAUUGAUCCUGAGUGUGCGCUUGAGCACGAUCGCCAAAUGUUGCAACAGCUGUCUGAACAUGCUUCUGAUUUGGAUUCCCCUAAUGUGGCUUCCAAUGGCGAUAUUCCUCUUGGGUUUGACCUUUCUGGCAUUCCAUUAAAUAUGACCCCAGAUUUCUAUCUGCGAAUGAACCAAAAUAUGGAAUACGCUUUUAAUCAGCCAAAUCCUGUUGCCUCUCCUCAAUAUCUACUUCGCAGUUCACUAGUCCCUACUUUGGCGAAUCUCAGCAAUAUCAUUUUGUCUAUCCUUGGAAAGCCUGUUCAGGAGGCUUCGGCCAUCGUCACGAAUCCCGCUUCAGAAAUGGGAAUGGCUUUUACAAAGUUAAUGAGCAUGUUUCGUAUGAUCAAGGACAUAUACACCGAUGAUUCAUUUAUCUACCCCGCGGUUAUCAACAUGCGUACUCCUUCUCAGCGAAGUGCCGUUCGUCGCGCAAACUUGGCGAUUUUCUUGUCCGCCGUUUAUGGUGCUCUUCAGAUUGGUUUUUUUCAUUUAAACGAAAAUUUUCUUGAAGUGUUCGCUCCUGAUGAAGCCAACAUCCUUACCAAUCAAGGUACUCUGUACAUGGAAUUAAAAACACAGGCUUACAUUUCUGCCAUGGCCCAAGCAGAACGACCAAAGGAAGAUAUUUUAAACGAUCUUUUCCCUUCCGAUAUGGCUCAGCGAUUUUUACUGCGUCGUAAUGCCAAGAUAGACGACAAGCUUACUUAUGUUGAGAAACAAAUUUUGGAAAAGUGUGCUGCUCGGAAAGAACGAUUAUCGAGUUUUACUCCGCAGGAAGCAUUAAACGAAGUUUAUCCUUGGGGAAAAUUUUUAAACGAGAUAGCCUGCUAUAUCCACAACAAUCACUCAUCUAUUGCAGCUAUUCCUGUUCCCAAUGGUCAUGUAAAACGGAAAGCAAAAAGUCAAGGUGGAAGAUAUAAAUCAUGUGACGAAAAUUCCUCUCCAUCAGAGUCUAGUUCUGACUUGACAGAUGGGUUAGCUUUUGGCCUUCCAACCGCCACUUUGGAUGCAACUUCUGAAGCUCAUAAUGUUUCCAGCGUUGUUUUAUACGAUCAAGUUCGAAACAUGACUAGCGCCGGUAAUGGCAGUAAGCGAGCUAAAAAAGUUGCAAAUAGAAGGACAUGGACUAAGGAGGAGGAAGAAGCUCUUUUAGAUGGACUCGAUUUAGUAAAGGGUCCUCGCUGGAGUCAAAUUUUGGAGCUUUACGGACCUGGUGGUAAAAAAAAUGAAGUUUUAAAGCACCGUAAUCAAGUUCAAUUGAAGGAUAAAGCUCGAAACAUGAAACUUUUUUUCUUGAAAAGCGGACAAAUUGUGCCAGCUCCUUUACAAUGCGUUACUGGUGAUCUUCGGAGAGAGUAAAAUUGUGAAGAUAAGCGUCCGCCUUUUUCAGGAGUUUUAUUUUUUAUUUUUUAUUGAGUUUGAAUGGUUUGGGUUAUUUAUAUAAUUUUAUUUUAAUGUCUAAGGAAUUUUUGGGAAUAAUACUUUAAGACUGUUUAUCACAAUAGAACACUCACGGGUAUCUUUUGUAACAAUCUCGGAAGAUGAUUUUGCAAUAGCUUGUUCAACUAUAUGGGUUACUCUUUGGUAAUCGUUACGAAAAACUUGGAGCAAGGUGGGAUCUCGACGAUCAAGGUUCUGCAUUUUCGUGCUAAUUGAAAUAGCCAGUUCCUUAAAAUAGAACAUGCUAAUUGUAGCACCG
This is a messenger RNA of Schizosaccharomyces cryophilus OY26, 2058 nucleotides long. RefSeq names its product DNA binding factor Trf1. Lineage: Eukaryota; Fungi; Ascomycota; Schizosaccharomycetes; Schizosaccharomycetales; Schizosaccharomycetaceae. The record is from RefSeq and is a predicted model, not a curated record. The coding region runs from base 264 to 1718 and encodes 484 amino acids. Gene Ontology annotation, biological process: telomere maintenance via telomere lengthening. Gene Ontology annotation, molecular function: protein homodimerization activity; double-stranded telomeric DNA binding. The transcript has a single exon.